Oryzias melastigma (Indian medaka) is the source of this 1396-nucleotide messenger RNA. Its product is annotated as WD repeat-containing protein 82. Gene Ontology annotation, cellular component: Set1C/COMPASS complex. Gene Ontology annotation, molecular function: chromatin binding; protein binding. The transcript is spliced from 9 exons. The coding region runs from base 192 to 1139 and encodes 315 amino acids. NCBI's taxonomy places the organism in Eukaryota, Metazoa, Chordata, Actinopteri, Beloniformes, Adrianichthyidae. The record is from RefSeq and is a predicted model, not a curated record.
AUCGUAAAACUGUUUCUUUCAAAUUAAAACCUCUCACAGAGCAAAACUCUCCCUUUUAACGACAUUUAUCAAUAUCUGCGCUUUAAAAAUAGAAAGAUAAGUCACUACGCUUUGUUGAACUAAAAGGAUAUAUUUAUUGGACGAAGGAGUGAGUUUAUUACGAUGUUUUUACUAAGGGUCACAUCGUAGCUAUGAAGAUCACAGACAGCGUGUUGAGGAGUUUUAGGGUCGCUAGGACAUAUCGAUGCAAUUCAGAGAAAGUAAACUGUUUGGAUUACAGCCCAAAUGGAGAAAAUGCCAUAUCUAGCAGCAACGAUGACUGCAUUGUGUUAUAUGACAUGCAAGAGGGGAAACCCAGCAGAACUCUGUUCAGCAAGAAGUAUGGAGUGGACCUCAUCCGCUACACCUAUGGAGAUGCAAACACAGUGGUGUACACCUCCAACAAGCUGGAUGACACCAUCCGAUACCUGUCACUCACUGACAACAAGUACAUCCGAUAUUUCCCGGGUCACAGCGCACGGGUAACUGCGCUCUCCAUGUCUCCUGUGGAUGAGAUGUUCAUCUCCAGCUCCUUAGAUAAGACAAUCCGGAUCUGGGAUCUGCGCUCUCCAGACUGUCAGGGUUUGACUAAUCCGCUUGGGAGACCAAUAUGUUCCUUUGACCCUGAUGGACUCAUCUUUGCAGCGGGGGUGGAGUCCCAGGCCAUUAAGCUGUAUGACCUGCGUGCUUUUGACAAGGGCCCCUUUGCCAACUUUGAGUCUCGGUUCAACCGCGCCUGUGACUGGACCGGACUGAAGUUCAGCAACGACGGGAAGCAGAUUCUCAUCUACACAAACGGAGGCAGCAUUCGCAUCCUGAACGCCUUCAGCGGUUCUGUGCUGCACACAUUUUCAGGCUACAACAACAGUACAGGCAUGGCCCUGGAAGCCUGCUUCACUCCAGACUCACAGUUCGUCAUGAUCGGCUCAGAGGACGGGAGAGUUCAUGUCUGGAGCACAGAGAGUGGGAUGAAGGUGGCAGUGCUGGAUGGGAAGCAUCCGGGAGCCAUCAACACUCUGCAGUUCAACCCCAGAUUCAUGACGUUCGCCAGCGCCUGCACAAACAUGACAUUUUGGCUCCCGUGUGAUGAAGACGUGUAAGAGCCCGGACAUCCUCCACCUCGGCUGUAAGAACGUACUCAUGAACACGACUCUUACCUUCAGACUAAAGUCCUGACCUCAGAGAUUAUGCUGGAGAAAAAUCUUUUACCUGUAACAUUUUAUUUGAAACAUUUUGAGACGUUUGUCUCUUCCACACGUAUGAAGACGUUUGUGAAGAACUUUUGCUGACAUUUAUUUGGCUUUUUUCUACUGUCUGUACUGUGUUUUUAUGGUUUAAAUGUUUCAUAAUAAACAAU